Molecule: messenger RNA, 1913 nt
Organism: Topomyia yanbarensis
Lineage: Eukaryota; Metazoa; Arthropoda; Insecta; Diptera; Culicidae
Product: zinc finger protein 883-like
Exons: 3
Coding region: 163-1734 (523 amino acids)
Biological process (GO): regulation of transcription by RNA polymerase II
Cellular component (GO): nucleus
Molecular function (GO): zinc ion binding; DNA-binding transcription factor activity, RNA polymerase II-specific; RNA polymerase II transcription regulatory region sequence-specific DNA binding
Source: RefSeq, a predicted model, not a curated record
GAAAAGGUAAAAUGGAUGACAGUCCGUGAUUCAAUUUUGUUUAUUGUUUAUUCAUUAGCGAUUGCAGCUCCAGCUAGUUUUACUUUGAUGGUGGUUAUCGAAGAUAAACUUUCGUGCUCUAUUUAUAAAACAAGUUAAAGAUUCUGACGGAUUAUUAUUGCAAUGUUUGAAGUGUGCUGCCGGUUGUGUUUAGAACAAACGCCACUCAGUGAAAUACAUUCGCUGUACAGCAAGCAUAAGGAAUUCAUAAUCCGUGACAAAAUUUAUCAACUAUUUCAGAUCAAGUUUUCAGACACGGAAAAGUUAUCAACCAUUUGCAACGGGUGUUUGGAGAAAAUUGAUAUAGUAGACGAUAUUAGAAAUUUGUUCGUGGCUUCCGAGGAAAAAUUUCAAAUAUUGUUGAAAGGCAAUCACGAUACCGAACAAAAUGAUUCGGAUACAAAGCAAGAAGUCUUGAGCCAGGAAGAGAUCCCGACAAAGGCAAGCGAAGCGACUAGCACUGUGUCCUCAGACUACUUGCCGUCUUCUUUAAAACAAGAAACUUAUCAAGAACCUAUAAUAGAUGAAGUAGAACUUAUUUGUAACGUGCAAGAAGAGGAAGAUGAGCUACUUGAGCCAUCAUUGGUUGACGUUACCGAACACUUGUCAGAAGCAGAAAUAUCUGUAUAUGAAGAUGACAUAAGUUCACUGGAAGAAGAGUCGCGCGAGUGUAAAACUGAAGGCGAUGAGUUUAGUAAUGUUGAACACGUUAUAUACACAUCGGAUCAAAGCUUCAGCUCCGUAAAUCAAGAAAGUCUGAAACCUGCGGAAAUGAUACAUAAUGUCGAUUGUACUGAAUAUGACAUAGAUGAAUUGUUGGAGGUAGACGACGAAAAGUUGACCUCCUUAGAUGUCUCCGACGAUGAACGAAUCGGCAAUGAUACAACACAGCAUCAAUGUAAUGUGUGCCAGGACAUAUUUGAAAACAAAAUUGCCCUUAUUCGACACACCAAUACAGCUCAUUUUCCUGAGUAUGCAUAUCAUUGUCGACAUUGUUCAUUGAUUUUCCAAUCAACAACUGAAUUGAAAAUGCACGAUUGUGCUCAAAAACCUCGCAUUUUUGAAUGCUCGGAAUGCACAGAACGUUUCCGUAACGUAAAAGAUCUUCGCGUUCAUACACAAAAUGCACAUCAAAUUAAAAAAGAGUAUGUAGGAAAUGCCCCCCGGAAAACAAAUUUGUACAAAUGCGACUUUUGCUCAGAAAUACUCCCGAAUUCAAAUCGGCUUAUUGAACAUGGUCGACUUUCUCAUCCGAAUAUAUUCGUACUACAUUCAUGCGAACGAUGCGAGAAAACUUUCGGAAAUCUUCAAUCAGCCCACGCUCAUCAGGUGGCUCACGAAAAGCACUACGAAUGCAGUCACUGCGGCAAGAUAUGUCCAACUGCCGUAUCUCUGUCUGGACAUGAGAAUACUCACACUAAGGACCAACCUUUCCAAUGUUCUGAAUGCGGACGCAAUUUCGCCCAAUAUACGAGCAUGCGUCGGCAUAUGAAGAUACACUUCAACGAGAAGGCUUAUCAGUGUGAUAUGUGCCCGAAACGAUUCAGGCAACGGUCGGUUAUGCUCACGCACAGAAGGAUACAUACGGGUGAGAAACCAUUCAACUGCGGCAUCUGCAACAAAACAUUCCGGGAUCAUAGCACGUUGGCCAAGCAUAAGAGAGUGCACGAAAAAGGUACCCGAAGAGAAAAAUGAAAACGAUUUUAAGCGUUCAUGUAAAGUAAAUAAAACUUAAUAAAUCCUAUAUAUUAGGAUUGUAAAAGUCGGUAAAAAAUUCAUUCCUCCUUUGCUAAGGCACUCUUCAUCCUCAAAGAACUUAAUGCAACUAUGAAGAUCAGAUUACCACAUGAAAAUUCUGUCAGCUUACUGGUACA